AUGGAAGCCCGGGUCAAACAAACCAAGAAAGUACUUCUCGAAGCCGGGAAAAAAGCACAGAAGACCAAGGACAAAGCAAAGGGCGAUUUUAAGAAGGACGACAUCAAAGAUGAAAACCAGGCAUUUCAACAAUGGGUCGCCAUGAAUUAUCCCCAACUCCCUGCUGUGUACCAAGAGUAUGAGGCGGCGGAUAGCGGUUAUAUCGGAGCUUUACAAGCUCAUAGUGUGAGUGAGGCAAUGGAGUGGCAGAAGGAGAAGAGGCGUGUGUACGAGGAGAGGACGCGUGGCGAUGACCAGUUUGAGAAGGUGUUUAUAAUCUUUCUUCCUGAGGAAUAA
Messenger RNA from Fusarium poae, 336 nucleotides. RefSeq lists its product as uncharacterized. The transcript is spliced from 2 exons. Bases 1 to 336 code for a protein of 111 amino acids. NCBI's taxonomy places the organism in Eukaryota, Fungi, Ascomycota, Sordariomycetes, Hypocreales, Nectriaceae. The record is from RefSeq and is a predicted model, not a curated record.